Molecule: messenger RNA, 824 nt
Organism: Striga hermonthica
Lineage: Eukaryota; Viridiplantae; Streptophyta; Magnoliopsida; Lamiales; Orobanchaceae
Source: the annotation of a GenBank genome assembly
GAGAAGGGAUCGGCGACUCAAGGAGUGGGCGAGGAGAUAGUAAUACGGGCAUCGGUGCCAGAGGCGGUACCAGAAGGUGAAGAACCAAGAAUGCAGAUGACCAGAGAAAAAUUGGACCGCAUCGUUGCGGAGGCGGUGGGUCGGGCGUUGGUUGCACGAGACGCGGCGAUGAAGGAGAAGCAUACCACCAUGAUAGAAAGGCCGGGUGUGGAGGCGGAACGGUCUGCUGAAGUGGUGGAACGACCUAUUGUGGCCGUGGAGCGACCAAUUGUUAGGGUCGAGCAGCAUGUCCCCGGGAUACCUAGGCCUUUAAGGGGCGGUAGUCACUGCAGAGAUGAUCAAGAAGAGAGUUCAGUGAUAUCGCCAGUGGUUCCGAGGCAGUCCAGGGAUGCGCUGAUGGAGCAGAUGGCUAAUCAAAUAAAAGAGCUCCAAGCAAGGGUGGAAGGCAUGCGACAUCUCAGGAUGCAGGGUCAUCCCUUCACCAAUGACGUUUUGGGUGCCGAUCUGCCUCACAGUUUUAGGGAGCCGAGUAUAUACUACGAUGGGUCCUCAGAUCCGGCAAGGCAUUUGCGGAGUUUUGAGAAUGUCGCGGUCUUGCAUCGGUAUAACGAUGGCGUCUGUUGCAGAGCCUUUUUGACAACCUUGAAGGGUCCGGCACAUGACUGGUUCCAUCAGUUACCCGCAGGAUCUGUCCACAGUUUUGACGCGUUUAGCUCACUAUUUAUCAAUCAGUUCUCUAGUGCAAGGAAACACGAGAAGACGUAUAUGUCCCUAAUGAACAUGCAGCAGUGGGAGAAUGAAUCCUUGAGGGAGUACGUGACUAG